AUGUCUGCACCUGUCUUCCUGGCUCCUCUGUUGUUCUGUACCGUUGCUCUCCUCGGUCUUCCCAGCGUUGAUACAUGGGGCGCGACCUGCGACCAGGGUUCCCCGGGCCCACCCGGCCCUCCUGGCCCACCAGGAUCGAGCGGUGAUUCUGGAGCCCCGGAAUUCUUGGACUACAACAACUGGAGACAAUGUGCCUGGCGCUCUGCCAACGGCAACGAUUAUGAUGGCAACAUUUACACGUGUACCAUUCAAAAGCGCUAUUCCAACAGCGCUCUCUACGUCGCGUAUGGUGGUAAUCUUCGAUUGUAUGGCUGUGACGCAUGCUGUAAGAGAUGGUACUUUACGUUCAAUAACAACGAGUGCUCACCGGUACCAAUAGAUGGCGUUGUAUACCAACACAACACCUACCACAUGAACCUGCAUAGGCACCGUAACAUCGAAGGUUACUGUCACACGCUGGGUGCAGGGCAGAUUGACGUUCGUUUUGCGGUGGGCGACUGCAACGGGUACGGGAACGCUGACGCUUAUACGGGAUGGAACAGCGCCUCACGUAUCAUCAUAAAGGAGAUACCGGCCUCACCUUACGGAUACUAGAUGACAGGAGGCUCAUUGCACAAGUAAAAAAAUGACCUCAGACAACAUUUCUAUUCAGACCGAAUAGUCAGUGUGAGUUAGUCAUUGCAUACCUUUUCUACCCGAGUAACUGCAUGUAUAUAGAUUAUACUUUCACAUAAUGUAAGAAGUAUACUUAUCGGAAUCACCCCGGUGUUACAUUUGAUUUGACUGCAUAAUACCUCAUGUGUCUUUGUGUAUUUCGUGUAUAGUACUGGUUAAACCUCAUUGUCAGAAUUACAGAACACAAGAAAAAUACUCUAUGCAAUGGCACAUAAGAUUCAAGCCAUUCAGUACACGUAGGCUUAGAAUGGUCUAGUGUCUCAUGUUUUGCAUAGUAUAGGGGGUUCAGACCUCAGCUAGGCUACUUGGGGCUA
This is a messenger RNA of Acanthaster planci (crown-of-thorns starfish), 989 nucleotides long. Its product is annotated as collagen triple helix repeat-containing protein 1-like. NCBI's taxonomy places the organism in Eukaryota, Metazoa, Echinodermata, Asteroidea, Valvatida, Acanthasteridae. The record is from RefSeq and is a predicted model, not a curated record.